AUGGCGUCCAACGUUGGCCUCGACAUUCUCUCCAAGAACCUCUCCUACUUCAGUGUCCCCGCCGCCGUCCUGUGCGCCCUGGGCCCUCACGUGUACGCCAUCAGCAGCGCACACAACAUCUACGACAACCGUGACCCCCGAUCCUUCAAGGACAGCGUCACCCAGACCCAGACCCUCGACGCCGCGGCCAAGGCCCGUAUCACAAAGGCCAAGCAGGCCUCCGAGAAUGGCUUCGAAACACUCGGCCUCUUUGCCGCCUCGGUCGUCGCCGCCAACCAGGUCGGCGUCGAGCCGCGCACCCUCAACGCCCUCACUUGGGGCUACGUCGCCUCCCGCGUCGCCUUCAAUGUCGCCUACGUCCACCUGAGUCAGGACAAGACCAUGAGCUGGUUCCGCUCCGCCAUGUGGCAGGGCGGCGUAUGGACCAUUAUGGGUAUCUGGAUCUCGGCCGGACUCAAGGUCAUGAAUGCCUACGUGUUCUAG
Messenger RNA from Emericellopsis atlantica, 483 nucleotides. RefSeq lists its product as uncharacterized. The transcript is spliced from 3 exons. The record is from RefSeq and is a predicted model, not a curated record. Gene Ontology annotation, cellular component: membrane. Bases 1 to 483 code for a protein of 160 amino acids. NCBI's taxonomy places the organism in Eukaryota, Fungi, Ascomycota, Sordariomycetes, Hypocreales, Bionectriaceae.